This is a messenger RNA of Glycine soja, 1271 nucleotides long. RefSeq lists its product as uncharacterized. NCBI's taxonomy places the organism in Eukaryota, Viridiplantae, Streptophyta, Magnoliopsida, Fabales, Fabaceae. The record is from RefSeq and is a predicted model, not a curated record. The transcript is spliced from 3 exons. The coding region runs from base 209 to 997 and encodes 262 amino acids. Gene Ontology annotation, molecular function: ubiquitin binding.
ACAGUAGUUGACGCGGCACUGCACAGUAGUAGAGAAAAGCUAACGCGUGUAAAUGAAGUAGUGAGUAGAGCAAGAGCGACAAAGAGAGUGCCAGGUGUGUGAAGGAGCUCGUUACUUGGGAUCCAGUUGUUGUUAUUCUUAAUCGGAGAUCGCAGCGGCGGAUUGCAUGAGCGGCGGAUCGGAGGCGGUGUGAGCAGAGGAUCGAAAGAUGUCUGCGAUCAUAGUGUGCGGGAAGAGAUCAGCGCUGUUCCAAGACCUUCCUCCCAAGAGGAUCCGUUGUUCCUCUUCUUCUUCUCCCGUUCACCUCUCUCCUCCUCCUUCUUCCCUCCUCCACCACCUCGCCGCCCUUUUCCCUGACAUGGACCACCACCUUCUCGAGAAAGCUCUCCAAGAUUGCGGCAACGACAUCGACUCCGCUAUCAGAAGCUUAAACCAGCUCCGACUAGGAGCACCACCGCCUCCUUCUCUUGAUUCUACUCCCAUCGCAUCUGAUAUUGCUCCUCCUCAAUUGCAAGGUGGAGCAAAAUGUGAUGCAGAAGUUUCAGGUUCUGAUGAUCCAGCAGCUGGACUAAAGUAUCCUACAAGCGGUGCCGAAUGGGUAGAGCUUUUUGUUAUUGAAAUGAUGAAUGCUUCAAACAUGGAUGAUGCCAAAUCUCGAGCUUCAAGAAUGCUAGAGGCAUUGGAGAAGUCCAUUUGCGCAAGAGCAAGUGUUGAAACAGAGCGAAACAUUCACCAGGAAAAUAUGAUGCUGAAGGAACAAGUGGAGGCCCUUAUUCAAGAAAACGUGAUUCUGAAGCGUGCUGUCGGUAUUCAGCACGAACGCCAGAAAGAAUAUGAAGACAGAAAUCAAGAGUUGAAGCAUUUGAAGCAAUUAGUGUCGCAGUACCAGGAACAGGUAAGAGCUUUAGAGGUAAACAAUUAUGCAUUGACAAUGCACCUAAAGCAGGCUGAACAAAGUAGUUCCAUCCCUGGCCGUUUUCAUCCCGAUGUUUUCUAGGUAACAUGGCUGUUUCUGUAGUUUAAAUAAUCAUGAUUGAAGAAGAAACGAGGUAAUGAAUUUAUAUUACUCCACAUUUUUAAUUAAUGGUGGAUAUUGAAGAUUUAUACUAUUUAAUGAUGCGUGGAUGUGGCAAAAAAAUUGGUCCUCCCAUAUAUUAUUAGCUCUUUUGAUGCUGAUACCCAUGUGAUAAAUAUUUUCGAUGUGUUAGAAUUUUGAUUUGGCAUGCUUCAUGUAAGCCCCUGGAUGAUCUAGGACUGUGUCUAACUGUCUA